Cherax quadricarinatus is the source of this 3504-nucleotide messenger RNA. Lineage: Eukaryota; Metazoa; Arthropoda; Malacostraca; Decapoda; Parastacidae. The record is from RefSeq and is a predicted model, not a curated record.
CAGAUGGAGUUCUACUCAUAUAUGUGUGGAGAAUGCUUCCAGGUCUAUGAUACUAUUGAUACUUUCAAGAAACAUGUAUGCCACAGUGAUGUGGAAAGCAUAUGUGAGCAUGAAGGCAAGCCUAUACUUUCUGCACAGAAAGGUAAAGUUCCUGAUGGAGAUGAAGAUACUCAGGAUAAUGAGGAUGGCAAAGGUGAAGAGACUCAAGGUGAUGAUGAGGGCAAAGAUGGAGCACUGAAGAAGAGAAAGAAAUAUCAAGCUAUGGAUGAUACAUAUCGUCUCAAUCGAACCAUGAGAGACAAGGACUUCAAGUUAAACAGAAGCCACUUUUAUUGCUUCAAAGAUACCCUUGGAGAUUGGGAUGAACGUUCAACUCAAUUUCUGAUUCAGCUUAUUCAUAAGUAUCCAAAAACCCACUUCUUGUUACCCAUAAAGACAGAAAAAAGAAUGGGCCAUUGGGAGAAUCUACAUAGAGAAAUGGAAACAGCAGGCUACACCUUUACUGUCUUGCAGCUUCGGAUGAGAUGGAGGGAGGUUUUACAGAAAUAUCGAUGGACGGUAGACUAUAAUGACUGUCAUGAGGUUAAGAAGAAAUGUGAAUAUUUUGAUGAGAUGAAUGAGCUCUUUGGUGACUGGGAUAAAGAUGCCACUCAUAGUCUUCUUAAACAGAUGCAUCGUGUUAAACUAGAAAACCAAAAAAAUAAAAUCAUCAGAAUUGGAUACAGUGGAUGGGAGAAAAUAACAGAAAAUUUAAACAGUGAGGGACACAGAUUCACCAUAAAUAUGGUUGAGGGAAGAUGGCGAAAUAUGGUGACCAUGUAUAAGACGACAGUAGACUACAACUUCAUACCAAAUGUUGAACCACGUUCUAUGGCCUACAGAAAAGAUCUUGAGGAGCUAGUGAAGUAUGUCCCUCAGCGCCGCCAGUACUAUGAGAAGCACAAAGGACGAUCUGUCAAAAUGGAGCGAUUUCCUACUAAUGGUGCAAGAUCUCUUCUCGAAGCAUAUAAAGAGUGUGUCAGUCGUUUUAUAGAUCCAGCUAUUGAUAACAGAGUUCUGUGGGAUGAAAUAACUCAGAAAGUGGAAAAUGAUGGUUUUAGUUUUACAACAUUCAAGUUAAAAGAAAUUCUUAAUGGAAUGAUUAAAGGUUUUGAGAAAUGCCAGUACCAUAACAGUCUUCCAGGAGCCAUACGUCGAGAUGUUCCCUUUUAUCGUGAUCUUGCUGAGAUUUAUGGGGUGUACAAUCGUUGGCCACACAUACAGAUUUCUAGAACAAUGGAAAUGAGGACUAAGAGGAAAUUCCGGCUAAGACUUCAGGCGAGUCAGCAGUUAUGGUCAUCAGAUGAAUCAAGAGCUCUGUUGCAAGUUUAUCCUGAUGUGCUCGAGUCCCAUGUUAGUCAGAAUGUGAACUAUCACACCAGUGAUCUCUGGCUCCAGGUUGCUAAGGCCUAUGCUGCUACAGGAUAUCCAAAGCGAGAUGUUCCAGAGAUAGCAAUUCACUUUGGUUUAUUACGCCAGGGGUAUUCCCAAGGAAAUCUGUUUCCAUUUAUUGAAGAGAUGCAACGAGUAAAAGAGACUGAAGAAGCUGUCUGUUACAGUCCUGAUGUCUCUAAGUUCACUGGAGAUGUGGAGAUAAUCUACUGGAAUCAUGAAGCAGUAAACCAUCUUCUCGAUUUGUACCUCAUAUACCAGCCAACUGCAUCCUCUUCCCAUGGUUGUAAAGAUGAAGUAUUCAUGAAAAUCAAAGACAAAAUGCUGGAAUUAGGAUAUGGGUAAGUGUUCUGUGUUAUGGUUGUAGAAUAAGAAAAACCAAAGCAACAAAAAGUGAAAUGAAGACCAUAAAAUUAAAUAGAAUUAAGAAAAUAAUUUUUUUCUGUCUCUUAUGAUCCAUAAAUAUUAGUUACUGUAGAUAUACAUUCAGAUUUAUUAUAUUUUAAAUUUGACCUUACUAUUUUUUUAUUUUUUAUUAACACAUCAGCCGUCUCCCACCAAGGCCCCUAGGGUGGCCUGAAAAAAAAAACUUUUAUCAUUCACUCUAUCACUGUCUUGCCAGAGGCACGCUUACACUACAGUAAUAAAACUGCAACAUAACACCCCUCCUUCAGAGUGAAGGCACUGUACUUCACAUCUCCAGGACUCAAGUCCGGCCUGCCGGUUUCCCUUAAUCCUUUUGUAAAUGUUACCUUGCUUAAGGUAGUAGGUUGGUAGAAAGUAACCACCAAGGGAGGUACUACCGUCCUGCCAAGUGAGUUUGAAACAGAAACCUGUAACUGUUUUACAUGAUGGUAGGAUUGCUGGUGUCCCUCUUUUCUGUCUCAUAAACACGUUGGAUAACCGGUAUAUCGUGUUACUUCUACUUAGGUCACACUACGCAGGCAUGCACAUGCAUAUACAUACAUACACACAUCUAGGUUUUUCUUCUUUUUCUUAAUAGUUCUUAUUCUUCUUUAUUUCCUCUAUUCUCCAUGGGAAAGUGGAAAAGAAUCUUUCCUCCAUAAGCAAUGCAUGUCAUAUGAGGCUACUAAAAUGCCGGGAGCAAUGGGCUAGUUACCCCUUCUCCUGUAGAAAAUUCUAAAAAAAGAUAUAAUUCAGUAUAACAUAGGGAUCAGACAAUUUUCUUCUUAUUCUUUUUAGUAAAAAAAGGAAAAAAGGGGGGAAAAAAAAAGGGAAAAAAGGUGAGUGGUGCAUUGAGGUAUAUGUGGAGUCAAAAAACGUUAUCUAUGGAGGCAAAGAAGGGAAUGUAUGAAAGUAUAGUAGUACCAACACUCUUAUAUGGAUGUGAAGCUUGGGUGGUAAAUGCAGCAGCGAGGAGACGGUUGGAGGCAGUGGAGAUGUCCUGUCUAAGGGCAAUGUGUGGUGUAAAUAUUAUGCAGAAAAUUCGGAGUGUGGAAAUUAGGAGAAGGUGUGGAGUUAAUAAAAGCAUUAGUCAGAGGGCAGAAGAGGGGUUGUUGAGGUGGUUUGGUCAUUUAGAGAGAAUGGAUCAAAGUAGAAUGACAUGGAAAGCAUAUAAAUCUAUAGGGGAAGGAAAGAGGGGUAGGGGUCGUCCUCGAAAGGGUUGGAGAGAGGGGGUAAAGGAGGUUUUGUGGGCAAGGGGCUUGGACUUCCAGCAAGUGUGCAUGAGCAUGUUAGAUAGGAGUGAAUGGAGACAAAUGAUACUUGGGACCUGACGAUCUGUUGGAGUGUGAGCAGGGUAAUAUUUAGUGAAGGGAUUCAGGGAAACCGGUUAUUUUCAUAUAGUCGGACUUGAGUCCUGGAAAUGGGAAGUACAAUGCCUGCACUUUAAAGGAGUGGUUUGGGAUAUUGGCAGUUUGGAGGGAUAUGUUGUGUAUCUUUAUACGUAUAUGCUUCUAAACUGUUGUAUUCUGAGCACCUCUGCAAAAGCAGUGAUAAUGUGUGAGUGUGGUGAAAGUGUUGAAUGAUGAUGAAAGUAUUUUCUUUUUGGGGAUUUUCUUUCUUUUUUGGGUCACCCUGCCUCGGUGGGAGACGACCGACUUGUUGAAAAAA